Messenger RNA from Scutellospora calospora, 936 nucleotides. The record is from the annotation of a GenBank genome assembly. Lineage: Eukaryota; Fungi; Glomeromycota; Glomeromycetes; Diversisporales; Gigasporaceae.
AUGGAUAUCAAAGUUAUCAAAGAUAUCAAAAAAGAUUUAGACCGUUGGUACAGUAGACUUCGAAGUCGGUAUGUUGAUUUGGUUGGUGACUUUGGUGGUAGUGAGUUAUUCGUUAUAGAAGGCGAUAGUUUGCUUUACAAAUUCAUUUGCGAUCCAAAAAGACAUUUUCUUAAUUUUGGUGAACUAUAUGGCGGUGGUCAAUUUCUGUCAUUAACUUUUCUUGUAGAAACAUUUCUCAAUAAACUCAAACAACGUGGAUGCAAUUUCCAUUUAUUAUUUUUUCAUGAACAUAAAGGGAUAUGGAACUGUGAUCCAAAGUUUAGAAUUGCAAGAGAAAUCAUUAUUGAACAUUUAAAAUCGUGUCAAGAUGAAAGUAAAAUUCCAAUUUAUGAAUUUUCAUCAUGGUGGAAUUCAGAGUUUAAUCAAUAUAUUGUUGACAGACAACCGUUGUUUAUUUUAUCUGGCGAUGGGACCAAUGAAGAAGGGGCUAUUGAAGACGGGACCACUGAAGAUUUAAAAAUAAGCCUUACUUAUAACAAUAAUGAAAUAUUAAUAAGUUUAAUUCCUAAAAUUCAAAAUAAAUUAACAAUUCUUUUAAAAGGGUUAUUUUACAAUUCACUUCAUAAAGAUCUUUCUAUGGCACUUAUACCAGGAAUGGAGUUUAGAGAUUCCAGAGCUCGAGCUUUUGUAUUUGAUCGUGGUGGUAAUGUAAAUCAAUCAACUAUUGAAAAAUUGCCAGAUAUCGUUAGUCUAUGUGAAUUUGAGGCGGUAGAAUCUAAUGAAGAAAAUUUAUGGACUAAUAUAGAAAAAGAUUUUAUUACAUCCGUGAUUUCAAAUAUAUUUAAUAAACGAGAAAAUGAAGAAAUAUUGAAGAAUGGCGGACAAAGGCUCAUUCUAGUUAUCAUAUCGUUAAUUGCUGUUUUACACCAAAAUUCA